Molecule: messenger RNA, 434 nt
Organism: Caenorhabditis sp. 36 PRJEB53466
Lineage: Eukaryota; Metazoa; Nematoda; Chromadorea; Rhabditida; Rhabditidae
Source: the annotation of a GenBank genome assembly
AUGAAACUGGCUACCGUACUCUCCCUCCUCGUUCCCUUUUCUGGCGGAGCUGCACUUCAAAGAACCGCAACUGCGAAGUCUGUCGAAUGUGAUUUGGAGCAACUUUCCGAGUGCACCGUCACCUGUGGCGGAGGCUUCAUGCUCAUGAAAUACGCGUGUCCAGAACCAGUCAAAGUGUGCGAGUGUCCGUGAGUUCUUGAAGCCCCCGGAGCAAAUCUCUCCUCUUCUUGUGUCUAAUUCCUUUCGGUGCAGGGUCGUUUUUCAGUACUAAUCCCAUCUACUACCAGUGCAACAACCGCCCAUGCCUCUCCCAAAACGCCACUCUUCUUGACAAAUUCUACGACGCCGAAGACCAGCAAGCGGAGAGCAACGAGCUGGAAUUCGUAGAUGAAAACGAGGAGAGCGCAGUUACGAAAAAGAAUCCGACCGCAUAA